Messenger RNA from Diplodia corticola, 1371 nucleotides. RefSeq lists its product as uncharacterized. The coding region runs from base 1 to 1371 and encodes 456 amino acids. NCBI's taxonomy places the organism in Eukaryota, Fungi, Ascomycota, Dothideomycetes, Botryosphaeriales, Botryosphaeriaceae. The record is from RefSeq and is a predicted model, not a curated record. The transcript has a single exon.
AUGCCCGCCUCGACCCCGCUCCUCCCCUUCGCCCCGGCCUUUGUUGAGUGGCACUGCCCCGACCAAAAUGCCACCCUCUAUCUCGGCCACCGCCAUCCACGCCCACCCUGUCAGCUAGCCCUCGAGAUCCGCUUCGACGAGGCCGAGAGUGCCGCCUUUUUCAAGCUCCGCACCCCCGUCGCCCUCAAAGCAUGCCCCAAAAAGACAAACAUCCUUGCCUUCAUCCUCCCAGACCGCAUCCUCACCCUGCAUGGCGAGGCCGAUCCCGAUCUCGAUACCACCAUCGUCCCGGCCCAUGUCCGGCGAGGCCUGGUGCAGGCGAAAGCAUGCUUCCCAUCCGACCCCAUCUGCAGCCUCCGCUUCGCCCUCUCCAACCCACCCGUCGUCAUCGUCCCAGCCGCAACGUCGCUCACCCCGGCGACCGCAGCUUCAGGCGACAUCCUGGGCUCGCUGCGGUCCUUCGCCCAAGCCACUGAGUUCACCGUGUAUUUCCCCCGCAAGCAGAUAGCCCAGGAGAGCCUGAAAUCCCUCUGCACCCUAGCCCAUGAUGCUGGUCUGAAGCCCAUAGCCCGCCAGCUGGACAUUACGGGCCUGCACAAAGGCCAGGGCGCCGAGAUGGUUGAGGGUGCCGACCUGCACAUCCCCAACCCAGGUGUCGAGAGCCCGCCGUCAUACGACGAGCUCGCCCUUCCUGCCCCUCCUCCCGCGCCCAUUUCUCGAGAAGGCGCGAAGGGCAGGGCGCGCGAUUCUCCCGCGCCCGACCCAAUCGCGUCGUUAUCCUCGGAGAAGGUAGGCGAGCAACAACAGCAGCAGCAGGAACAGGAGGCUCUAGAAGACGAAGCGGUGCCGUUAUAUGACGAGCUUGCUCCUUCUCCUCCCCCUCCACCCGUCUCAGGCAAAGGCACGAAGGGCAGCAGGGCGCGCGAGUUCCCAACCGCGGGCCCGGACGCGAAAAGGCCCAAGCUCACUCCUCCGGCCGCGACCUCGGAGGACGUGGACGUAGGCGUGCAAGGCGCGCAACAGCAGCCGCAGACCGCGCCGCUGGCAGACCAAGUGGCGCGGCUCGUGCACGCGGCGCUCGACGGCCUCCGCGCCGAGAUGCGGCAGGAAAUGCGCGACGGCCUGGCGCGACUGGAAAGGAAGUUCGAGGCACGUGUCGACGAGGUGGCCGAGGAGCUGCGCGCCGAGGCCGACGACGCCAUGAACGACCUGCGCGACGAGACGGACGAGGUGACGGACGUGCGCAUAGACGAGCAGAUGAUGCACGUCAAGGACGAGCUGAGGGAGUACGUGGCCGAGGAGAUGAGGGACGUCGAGGAGAAGCUGAGGGAGAGGAUCUGCGGGGCGAAUCUGAUGCUGAGCUUUGAAUGA